AUGGUUGCUCUGGCAGUGGACACCGCAGCUGCCGGAUACGGUGCGUUGGUGUUCUGCGGUAGUCGUCAAGGUUGUCAAAUCCAUGCCUCUACCAUUAGUGAGGCAAUGCCAGCGCAGUCUGCCGUUGACCCGGAAGAGCUUGUGAAACGAUUAGAUUUACUUGCUGAAUUACGAAGCCUCCCUAGUGGGCUUGAUCCUGUCCUCGAGACAACGCUUGUCAAGGGCGUGGGAUUCCAUCAUGCGGGGAUGACCACGGAGGAGCGGGAGCUGAUUGCCCAGGCUUACGACCAGGGGGCGCUAAAAGUACUUGUGGCUACUUGUAGCCUCGCCGCAGGCGUGAAUUUGCCUGCGAGGAGAGUCAUCAUUAACGGGGCUCGCAUGGGGCGAGAACUGGUUGGACCAGCGAUGCUUCGUCAAAUGUGUGGUCGAGCCGGCCGCAAGGGGAAGGAUGAGGUCGGCGAGACGUACUUGAUAUGUGGCAAAUCCGAUCUUCAAGCCGUCUGCGAUCUCUUAGAGGCUGAUAUGCCGGCAAUAGAGAGCUGUCUCGCGCCGGAAAAGCGGGGUCUCAAAAGAGCGCUCCUAGAAGCCAUUGCCACGGGCCUUGUAUCAGGCUAUGAUGCGAUCAAGGAAUAUGUGAAAUGUACCCUGCUCUACCGAACGAUGGAUAAGAAAAUCGCGUACAGCAUCAUGCACUCGGCACUCGAAGAAUUAAUCAACGAGAAGCUCCUUCGGCAAAACGACGACGAGUCGUAUGGGGCCACUCAGCUUGGCCAGGCAGUUGUCGCCUCUGCAUUUGCGCCUGAGGACGGCCUGUUCGUACACGAAGAGCUGAGUCGAGCCCUUCAGGCCUUUGUGAUGGAUGGGGAAAUGCACAUAUUUUACAUGUUUACCCCUCUCCAGAUGGCGAUGAAUACCCAGAUCGAUUGGCUAGUGUUUCGGGAUCAGCUCGACGAACUCGACGAAAGCGGUUUGCGCGCCUUACAAUUCGUCGGGGUACAGCCGGGUUUUGUGAAUACAAUGGUCCAGAGCGGUGCAUCCCUAAAGGAGAGUACCCCCGAACAGGUGAAAUUAGCUCGGAUUUAUCGUCGUGCGUACACAGCUUUCCAACUACGCGACUUAAGCAACGAAGUGCCGCUAUCCGUCAUUGCGAAUCGCUACCGUAUCCCCCGCGGGGCGAUCCAGACGUUAGCGCAGCAAUGUCAUGGGUUCGCGGCAGGCAUGGUGAAAUUUUGUCAACGCAUGGGUUGGGGCAUGCUCGCCGCCGUGUUGGAUCAUAUGCGGGACCGGCUCGAGGCCGGUGCUCGCGCCGACUUGCUGGAAAUGGCGCAGGUGACUUAUGUCAAAGGGUGGACAGCAAGGCUUCUCCGUGAAAAUGGUUUUCGGAACUUAAGAGCGCUAGCCGAGGCUGACGCAAAAGACCUGGUUCCGGUGCUGAUGAUGGCGAACCCAGUCAAAGCACAGAAAAACCAGUUGGACCCUGCGGAUGCUGAACGCUAUUCCAAAAAGCUACUCGCCAAAGCGGAGAUUAUUGUCGCAUCGGCCAACAAGAUAUGGGAACGAGAAAUGCAACUCGAGCUGGAUGAGUAG
This is a messenger RNA of Aspergillus terreus NIH2624, 1587 nucleotides long. RefSeq lists its product as uncharacterized. The record is from RefSeq and is a predicted model, not a curated record. The transcript has 7 exons. NCBI's taxonomy places the organism in Eukaryota, Fungi, Ascomycota, Eurotiomycetes, Eurotiales, Aspergillaceae. The coding region runs from base 1 to 1587 and encodes 528 amino acids.